Molecule: messenger RNA, 834 nt
Organism: Girardinichthys multiradiatus
Lineage: Eukaryota; Metazoa; Chordata; Actinopteri; Cyprinodontiformes; Goodeidae
Product: proteoglycan 4-like
Exons: 3
Coding region: 1-834 (277 amino acids)
Source: RefSeq, a predicted model, not a curated record
AUGCCACAAAUCCCCUCCCCACAAGGGCGCAUCCCCACAGAUGAGCUCCACCCCCAAAAAGCCUAUAAAGACACAUCCACACAGCGGAAGCUCCACACACAGCCACACUCCAAGCACACUCAACCCGUCCUGCCCCCCACCACACAGUACACCGUGAUGGCCAGGCAAGGACCCCGCGCAUCUCCACCCAAGCUUAUGCCCACAAAGGACACAUCCCCCCCACUCCACACGCUGCAACCCCUUCACGCUGCCCUCCAGCCUGCCGUCCUGAUCCCUCCCCCUCUGAGACAUGAUAGCCAGCGUAGCAGCACACCACCAAGCCCGCCCAACCAUUCGGCCAACCACCCAUGCGCGAGCACAACCCGCAAGCCACCGCAGUGCAGGUACAAGAAGUGCUGCACUGCUCCACCCACCCAACCACGACCGCAGCCCAGCGCCAGCACGGGGGGCAGAGCCACAGAAGGAAGCAUCGGAAAAAGGCCACCAGAGCAUGCCAAAGACCAGGCACCCCACCAACCCCACACCUCAACCCCGGAGGUGCCCCAGCAUGCCGGCUGCACACUCCCGCACAGCAUAUCCCACCACACCAAGCAGGUCGGCCAACCCCUCCACCAAAGUGAAGCCACAUCCUUAUCACCGCCGUACACUGUCCGGCCAAGACCCCCUCGCCGGAGUCUAGUGCCGGAGCUUCAAAAGGGAGACGCAGCCUGCACUUCUUUGCCUGAGUGUUUCCCGACCUUGCCUCCUGGUUCUGACAAGGACAUCAGCUCCGAUCCAGUCUACAAUACCUUCCAUACAAGCUCCUCGGACCAAUAUUGGCUGGCUGCCUCCUGA